GGUGGUGAUGUCAUCACCAGUGGACGGUGUUAUUCUUGAAAUGUGCGCAGCCCCUACCUCGAUUUCUUCGCUUUAAUCCUUACAAUCACGCUGAGACUACAAAUGGCUGACUACUGGAAGUCACAACCGAGGAAAUUUUGCCAAUAUUGCAAGUGUUGGAUCGCGGACAAUAAGCCAAGCAUAGAAUUUCACGAGAGAGGGAAGAAUCACAAAGAAAAUGUGGCAUCCAAAAUCACCGAGAUCAAAAAGAAGAGUGUCCAGAAAGCCAAGCAAGAUGAGCGUAUGUCGAAACAGUUUGCGGCAAUGGAGGAGGCUGCCCUGAAGGCGUAUGAGGAAGACUUGAAGAGGAUGGAAAUGGAAUCAGCAUCCAGCCCCUGUGUCCAACCCGCAAUAAAACCUAAAGCACCACCUGUGGUAGUGUGUGAGCCGCCGCCGCAUGCCAGAAUACCGCAAAAGAAAAAAGAGAAGCCAAGAAAACCAAACGCAACACGGGCUUGGGUUGAAGGACGGACGGACGACGGACACACAUACUAUUACAACACAAUCACUGGAGAGUCUCAGUGGCACCAGCCUGAAGGUUUCCAGAGUGGCUCAGAAUUUGUGCAACCCGGGCAGAAUGAGAAGGCUUCUGGCAGUGCCUGGACGGAAGGUGUCAGCCCUGAAGGAUAUUCAUACUGGUACAACACAGAAACAGGAGAGUCCAGAUGGGAAAAGCCAGUGGACUUACCUUCCGGGAAGGCCCCUGAAUCCAACACCAGCAGGGAGGAAAAGCUUCAGGAGGAGCCAACAGGAGGAGACGAGGCUUCUGAUGGGGCUCAGUCGUCCAGGAAAAGGAAAGCAGAGGGUGAAUCUUCAGAAAAGAAGGAAGAAGAUAAAACGAGCAGUGAAAUCCCUCAAGAUGAUGUUAAAGAGGAGAAAGAGCGGAUCCAAAGCACAAGCACUGAACCUGAGGUGAAAACACAGGAAGAGAUGGUAAAAGCCAAGAGGCCAAAGGCAGUCAACCCGUACGGGGCUUGGGAACGGAUUCAGGAACGGAAGGACCCGUACGCCAUCGUGGACCUACAGUUGCCCCUGGGAAAGGGAGAGGCAGAGCCUGCACCCAUAGCGUUGCCACCGGAGCCCAAACCCAAGUUCACGGAGCGCAUCAUCACUUCGCUCGGAGUGGAAAGUGGACCUGCCUCUUUCAAAAAAAGCAAGACACAGAACGGCAAAUCCAGAAGCUUCCGACAGAGAGAUGACAGCGAUUAACUGAUUUUUCUUUCCUUUGUUUUUUUUGUUUGUUUGUUUAAGCGCAAGCUGUGACAACAUGGCUUAUAGGACACGUGUUCACUCCUUCACUCAGCAAGACGACACUGGUGUCAUGCUGCAUGUGACACCUUCUCCCAACAUGCAGAGAUCUUUUCCAGGCUCUUGUGUUCCAUGUAUAGGUUUAUUAUUGAGGUACCGUGUAGUGAUGAGAAAAUUAGUCUUAUAAUUGGAUAAUUGGUCUUUUCUCGAUUAGUUGAUUUAAUCCUGAUAUUGGAAGGGAAAGCACAUGACAUGGUUUUAUCUGACAUGAACUGGAGCUGCAUCCUGUAAAAUGUUGCAGAUUUGCAGCGGAAGUCAUCAUUGAUUUGUGUAAGUCGCUGUUGAUGUGCUACACUGCCGAUGGGGGUGUCCUACAACAGAAUGUCAAAACAUUCCAACUGUCCCUUUAAGUGAAUUGUGUAUUGAUGUCUAAAAGUCCUGUGGUGUCCAAUCAUCAUGAUUGUUAUCACUGACAUGAAUGUUUUGUGACGCUAAUUAUCAUCAUCAACAUUGGAGUUACCUUUUUACAUGUUUUUUUUUUUAACGGCGUGGCGGUGAUGGAAACACUGCAAGAAAUCGGCACGUUUUGGGUGCACCUCAACUCAACUCAACAGAGAAUGUGUCGUAUGCUUUUUUGUUGAUGGAAUUUCCAGAAUGAUUUCCAAAUCAUCGUGUCACCAAGAAAAGCGUCAGGGAAACGUGUGCGUUUCAUGUUUUAUGUAAGAAUAAAUGACCGGCAUCACAGAGGCUGCUGAAGCUGAACAUGUUACACGUUUAAAAAUAAAACACGUUUGCACAAAAUCUACUGCUGCAAUUUAGCAAUUGUUUGUAUCACUUACAACUAUUAUACCAUGAUAUUAUUGGAUUUAUAAAAGUGAUGAAGAUAAAACAUGAUAUAAAUAAUAAUCAUAAUAAAUCAUUUGCAUUGUGACUUGUGCAGCUUGUGAAUCAAUCUGCAGACCUGGACAGGCCGUUGCCACCACUCUCCACCAGGUCCAGCACAGCCCCCGUUUCUGCGUGUUCAAGUACGUCCGUGAUGAGCUCAUCCAGCGCGUCCCCCCCUCGCAUGAACUCCUGACAUGGAUUGAAACACGCUACAUGUGACACGUGUCACACUUUGGAGCACACUGAGGAGCUGACCUUAAUAUCUCUGCCAACAAAGCCUGUCCGAUGGUCUGUGAUGCGAUCCUGGCUGAAGUUGUAUGUGCGGAUCCUCUCCGACUGGGAGCGCGUGCCCACCUAGUGCCAGAGACGUGGAGUGAAGAGAUGCCGUCUUCCUGACAAACAAGACAUUUUCUGCAGGAGCUGGGAGCGGGUCUGCUGACAUUCCGCUGUCAUACCUGAGAGGCAAACACCGGCGUUAAAACAUCAGUGAGGAAGAAUGAGAGCUUGGACGUCUUACCCGAGGGAAGGUGAACAACGCGCACAGCGCUGUCCGUCGUGUUGACGCUUUGGCCCCCCGCACCUCGAGAUCGGAAGGUGUCAACACGCAGCUCCCUGGGAUCGACGCUGACCUCCACCUGGAGAGCAUGCAAGCUUUUAACCAAACGUGGUAAUCAAGUGCAGCCCGGGGGCCAUUUGUUUCUCUUUGCCCCCAGCACAUUCUAAAAAUAGAAUUCAAGACGGCCCACGGUCGACUGAAAGCAGGUUAAGGGCCACGAGGAAAACAUUUUUGAAAACCUACAAACAACAGUUAGCCUAGCGUGCUUAUGUGUGCAAUUAGUUACCAAAUAAUUGCCAAAUUUUUUUUUUGUAUUUUUAUUUUAUAUUUUGCUGACUUACUCAAUAUUUUAACCUUAUUUGGACACUGAUAGUUACCAAAAUGUGUUUUCUUUAUUGUUUCUCAACCAAAAUGGCAGUUUAAAUGCUAGAACAGAAUAACUUAUCUGAAUGUUUAAAAAAUAAAAACAGAAAAAAGUCAUUUCCUUUUUCUUUUUUUUUUUUUUAAAUCUGCAAAGGAGGCCACACAAAACAGUACGUUAUUUGGG
Molecule: messenger RNA, 3275 nt
Organism: Dunckerocampus dactyliophorus (ringed pipefish)
Lineage: Eukaryota; Metazoa; Chordata; Actinopteri; Syngnathiformes; Syngnathidae
Gene: wbp4
Product: WW domain binding protein 4
Exons: 11
Coding region: 103-1248 (381 amino acids)
Biological process (GO): mRNA splicing, via spliceosome
Cellular component (GO): precatalytic spliceosome; nucleus
Molecular function (GO): RNA binding; protein binding; zinc ion binding
Source: RefSeq, a predicted model, not a curated record